UCUCGUUUGGUUCACAAUGCGAAGUGGGAUCUUUAUAGCCUUUGUUAAUAUUCUACUGGUGGAGAGCGGAAUAAUAUUAGCCAGGUACGUCACAGAAGAACCUAUGAUUGAUCAAGAACUACUUUCGAUCCCGGUUGAUGGUUAUAAUGAGAAUUCACAAGAUAAAUUACCGGCAUUCAAACAGUACGAUGAUCAAGACAGACACUUCGAGCCAGAAACAGAGAAAAAGGCUGAAGAAAAAGUCAAAAAGCCAUGCUCCAUCGUCGUUCUAUCCAAUAUACACAAUCCGAACGUGCAGUCAUUAUUGAGAAAGUAUAGAUAUGAUGCCAAUGGUAUUCUGAUACCGGGCAGCGUGAAAUACUUUAUCAAGAUGCCACAAGGGCUAAAGGCCUCGCCGCUGCUGGUGCCAUUGAAUGAUAAAGCCUUUUCUCCACUCGGAGGUUUCGUAAGGUAUUAUAAGGAAGUGCCACCCAUACCACAAGCUUGGUGAAGCCAUCACCGACAUCGUAUUUAUAACAAUUUUAAAGUAAAAUUGCGCAUAAAUGCAAUUUAGGUAUAUUAUCGUGUGUUAUCA
Molecule: messenger RNA, 574 nt
Organism: Colias croceus (clouded yellow)
Lineage: Eukaryota; Metazoa; Arthropoda; Insecta; Lepidoptera; Pieridae
Exons: 5
Coding region: 17-490 (157 amino acids)
Source: RefSeq, a predicted model, not a curated record